AUGGUCGCUAAAAAAGGCAAGCUGCGCAAGGUCCAGAAUCGACCGGCGGCUACAAAGUCAUCUUCGUGGAAGUCCGUCAAGUACGUGUGCGGCAACGUCACUGCCAACGACCAUGACAUCAUCAAAAUGCUGCUGGCGGACAAGCUUCUGAUGGAUCUUUCAGCAAAGUUGUGCCCCAGAUGUUCAAGUGGAGCCUUGUCCAAGCUCCAUACAGGUGGCCCUCAUCACUUGAAGCAUCGUUGCAACAACUACAAGUGCACAGCCGCCAUCACACCCUAUCAUCUUCACCCGCUCUUCUCGGAAUGCAUGGGCCCGCAGAAACAAAGUCUGCAGAUGCAGUCCGCCAUGCUCCUCCUAAUGCUUCACAAGGUGCCACAGUCUACAAUCCAUCUUGUGUUGGACAUCAACCACAAAGCCAUCGAAUACAUGGAGAAGAAGCUUUGUAGAUUGUGCAAAGACUUCGUCGAGAAGGAGGAGAAAAAUAUUGUUUUCGGGAACAAACGCACUUGGGUUGAUGUUGAAGCCGACGAGGCUACUUUUGACAAGCGCGACAUUUCAAAGGACCCUGAUCUCAAGCACCUGAUCUCCAAGCCGAACAACACCAUUCUAUGGGAGCAUAUGGGAGCAAUGGGCUGGAAUCGUACAGAGCAAUCCGGAAGAUCGAGUGGAAGAGCUUCGCUCAAGAGAAACUUCGCGACCGCAAAGUUUUUCUCCAUACCGAUUCGGCAAAAAGCUAUCCAUGACAGAGUCGUUCACUGCAAGAAGCGCGUCAAAAUCAACGGCAAGUACCAGUGGACAAGCCCGAAGUAUGUCACCAUGGUAACCCACAAAGUGCCAGGCAGCAACAAGAAAUUGAAGGUCAAAUCAGGCACUCAAAUCAUUGACCGAGCCUGGAGGUUUUUGAAGGACCGCAUCGCCAUCAACCAAAAUGUCAAGGCAGGUUCCAGUCUCUUGCGCGCGAAACUGCGGUCAGCACAAUACGACUACUGGUUUAAGAAUUCCGAUCUGUGGCUGGCGAGCGGCGAGCUUUGUACAGAGGAUGCCAUUAGCUUCAGCGCGGCCAUCAGCGCCUGCGAGGGGGAAGGUCAGUGGAGCCAGGCACUUCUGCUGCUGGCGAGCAUGCACAGUGUCAGGGUGAAGGCCAACGAGAUCGGCUUCAAUGCGGCCAUCAGUGUUUGCGCCAAGGGCACCCAAUGGCGAAUGUCUUUGCAGCUGCCAGUUGUGAUGUCCUUCAUGCAGGUCAUUGCAGACGAGAUCACCUUCAGUGCAGCCAUCUCUUCGUGCGAGAAGCUGGGUCUCUGGCGGAGGGCGAUUGGCCUGCUUGCCGUCUCCGCUGGUGCCAAUGAGAUAGCCUUCGGAGCAGCCAUUGGUGCUUGCACCAAAGGAGUUGGCUAG
Messenger RNA from Symbiodinium sp. CCMP2592, 1395 nucleotides. Lineage: Eukaryota; Dinophyceae; Suessiales; Symbiodiniaceae. The record is from the annotation of a GenBank genome assembly.